AUGGUAAACAAUAAAAUUUAUGCUUUUUUAGGAGAAUAUACUGAUUUUUAAAUAUAAAUAAAUUUUUUUUUUUUUUUUUUGAAAAAAAUAUAUCAUGUAUGAGAUGGAAGUAAUUUUUCUAUUAAAAAAAGCAAGGACAUAAGAAUUGGCGAAAUCAUAAAGCUCAGAGAAAAUGAGUAUUGCCCAGUUAAUAUUUUGCUGCUUUGUGCUAAAGAUGGGGAAUCUGAAAUUUAUGUCGAUGUCGCAAAAGUCAUAGGAGAAGCAAGCUUUGACUCAAAAAAGCCAGUCAAAGAGACCAUGGAGUUUUCAAAAGAAACAGACGAAAUUGGAACAAUUCCUUUGAUGAGCAGAAUCAAUGCGACAAUCAAAAUUCCAGAACGAAUGAGUCACAGCGAGUUUAAAGGGUCUAUAAGGCUGGAAUCAAACCCGAAGUCGACGUCACUUUCCUUGUCCAACUGCAUAUUUAAAGGCUCAAAAUUAAUCGGCGUGGAAUGAGUAUUAGGGGUUGUCAUGUACGUUAACGAAAACCCUAUCUACAAGCAGCAGUUUUUUGAAAGUAUGUCAGUUUAUCGAAGCAAAGCUAACAAAAUUGUGGUCUUUAGCGUUAUUUUUGCAUUUGUAAUUAUAGCUAUAAGCCUUAUUUACAAUUCAGAGAAAUCAUAUGAUUUCGAUAGUGGUCAUACUGAAUUUUGUCUGAGUACAAUAACUUUGUAUAGCUAUAUGCUGCCGAUCUCUUUAUUUAUACUGCUAAGAUCAAUAAAAGCAAUACAGUCUACAAGAUUGAGAAAAAAUCAUAACAUUAUGCUGACUUCUUUAAAAGGCAGCGAAGACCUAGGACAAAUUGAAUAUAUCCUUACUGAUAAAACUGGGACUGUCACUAAUGGGGAUAUACAGCUUAAAACUUGUGUAGUCGAUAACGAAACUUAUACGAGGGACGACGAUUUUAAUCAGCCGUUCUCUAUUGAAGCAGGAGUUAUGAGUCUUGGGUCUGAUUAUGGGGACCAGCUAGUUAUACCUGAUGGUGCUCCUGUAAAUACUUCAAGGGUGUUUAAAAAUUUUAUUGACUUAAAGCACGAGUUCAGCUCCCAUGGAGUCACGAACUCAAUAUACUACCAUUUCGUAAUGUGUAUGGUAAUGUGCAACAGCGGCUACAUGAGAAGUGACAAAUCCUUCAGUCCUGUCUCAAUUGAAGAAAAAGCCAUCAUUGAAACCUGCAAAGAGCUUGGGAUUGAGCUCAUCAAAAGAACUAAGCGUGGCUACAAAUUAAUUGUCCUUGACGAAGAAGUUAAGCUAAAAGUCAUCGGCUUUCAAAGGCGUUCUCAUAUAGUAACAAAAUCCAGGAUAGUCGUAAAAAAUCCUCAGACUGGAAAGUCAGUCCUUUAUGUGAGCGGGUCCAGAGAAAGUAUGCUGAAAAUGUUCUCGUCGUCUGCUGAUGAAGACACUGAUUAUAUCACUGAGUCCAUAAAUAACGCAGACACCGCAAAUAAAAAAAUUAUUUUACUUGGGUAUAGAGAUUUGACUGAAAAAGAAUGCGAGGAUUUUGAAAUCAGCUACCAUAAUUCUAGACUGCUGCCUGUUAUUAGUGAAGAAAAGAUUGAAGACUUGUUUACUCAGCUUGAAAAAGAAGUGAAGUAUUUAGGAGCGAUUGGGCUUGAAGAAACGGUUCUGGAAGAAACAAAAGACGCGAUUUCUGCACUGCAGAAAGCAGAGAUUAAGCUGUGAAUGCUGAGCGGGGAUAAUGAAGAAAAUACGAUAUGUGCAGCAUUUGCGUCAGGGAUUUUAGAUCCUAAUGUAAAUGUGGCACAGCUGACUAACGUAGCCUUAUAAUUAAAUAUGGCAUCUUAGAGUUUCGCAUAGGCUACGCUGACUUCCUUCGAGCACGUAUUUAAUUAUAUCUGGCAAGGUUUUGCCACCCCAGAAUUGGACAGCAAUCAUAUCUAAACUAUUCUUGGCGUAUCAGAGCCUAGCCCAAGUCAGUUUUCAACGAUGAAUUUUACCUCAAGAGUAAGGGUGGCACUAAGUUGAAAAUGGGCCGCCCAGCAAUGUCUACAGGCAUACCUAGACCAGCUGGCACUUCGCCGACAUGAAACCAGGAAUUACGUCCUGGGCUACGUGCUUUCCCUUUUUUCCUAGAGCCUCAAGCAAGGCCGCGCAAAUCAUAAGAUUGCCCACUUAACACUGGAGCUGAAAGGAAGGAGGAGACACUGCCGUCUUUUGUGGAAGACACGUUCGCAAAGCGGUUGAAUCUCUGUAUCGAAAUCCUCGGCAACUUCGUAAAAAUUAGGGCGAGAGCCUACUGCUAAUAAGCUAAAUUAAGACUAACAUAACCUCUUCAUUUGACUGUACUAUUGAAAUGAUCGACCUUAUCAAGCUGCAUUUUUAUCAAAAAACUACUACAACUGCAAACGACAACACUUCUAUGUGUAUCCCUUCAGACGAAGAAGAUCCAGACACUAAAUCUCCUCCUCCUAUUUUUCCAGCUCGCCGUAAGCGAACUGGUGCUGGCACUUUUAUUUCGAAAAUGUCACAAAUAAACUUGUCAGUCCCUCCUCACCGUUCUUUUAAGCGAAGAAGCAAAUCAAGCCGGCGGUCGAUGAACCCUGCUGUUUUAUCAAAUAUGCCCAAAACUCAGCUAGAGUCGCCUUUAUCAAGCCCAAUAGAUGCAGAUACCGUUCAUUUUGUGCUUUCUAUUGAUAGAAGUGGGGUGCUGUUCGGAAUGAGCACUGAGGAAAACCGUAAAUAUUUUGCAACCAUUAUAUGUGCAGCCGAGUGCAUUGUUUUCCAUUCUCUGCUGCCUGAAGAUAAAGUCAGGAUCGUGAAGUUCUUAGCUCCUUCUCCUUCCGUGAACAAACAAAAGCAUUGGAAAAAUCCCUAUUUUAUGGAUAAAUAAUAAACAAUAUUUUAUUAUAAAAAUUUUUACUAUAAAAUAAUUUAAUAUAUAAGUUGUUAAUGAAAUUUUAGCUUAUUCUGUUGAAUUUUAACGGCUUGCAUAAAUAUUGAAUAUAAAAUUAAUUUUUACUUUUAAAUUCUUGUGAAUUUUAAGUUUUUUAAAUUUUUUUAUAUAAAUUUAAAAAAAAAAUUAAUGAGCGAAGAGUAAGGGAAAGAGUCUCAUAUAAGCCAAUUAUUUUAGCAAUUGGAGAUGGGGCUAGUGACUGAGGAAUGAUACAGCAAGCCCACGUAGGAGUUGGGAUUGUAGGCUGUGCAAGUGAGUAUUCAGGAAAUGUAUCACUGAGAAGGUUUUCUCAGUUAAAAGAGCUCCUGCUUUGCCAAGGACAUACAAUGAUGGUAAACAUUUCUAAAGUGUUGUGUAUGACAUAUUUCAUGGGCUAUUUGGCUUCUUUUGUGAUGUUUUUCUAUUGUAACGCAGAAGGAUCUUGAUGUAGAGAAUUUUUUGAUAGAAAGCUGAUCCACUAUUAUUUUUUUAUGAUCACUUUUCUUCCUAUACUGGCAAAUGGGGUUUUUGAUGAAGAGUUAUCAAGACAUCAGAUUGAUAAAAAUCCAAAAAUUUAUAGGGCAACUUUUUUCCACUCAGCAUCUUGGAUCAGCUACUUUAAAACUGUGAUAACUGCGUUUAUAUAUGCAGUCAUUAUUUAUUUCCCAACGUAUUCGAUACAGACUGCUAUUAAUGAUAGAGGGUUUACUGACAAUGCGGCUGUUAUUGAAAUCACUGUCUAUUUUGCAACUGUGGGAGCUUCGUGGCUUUAUAUCAUUAUAGAAACAAAAUCUGUGAGUAAGUGGACUGUUGGAUCUUUAAUACUGUCAUUAGUAUCUCUUAUUAUUUAUGUAAAUACAGCCUUUGAAGAUGAUGGAAAUUACCAUUAUGGGGUUCUAGACAUGCUUUAUAGCAGCCCUAUGUUGAUUCUCUAUAUGUUUAUGGCUCCUCUUGUCUGUUUUGCGUUUAAUCUCUCAUUCAAACUUGCUAAAACUUUAUUCAGUCCUGAUAUUUUUAGCAUUAUAAGAGCUAAAAAAGAGUUUAAACUCAGCAUGAGUAUACUUCCAAGGCUUCAUCAAUUCAAAAAUAAGCUUGAAUCUAUUUACAGACGAUCAGGAAUAAUCCACCACUCCUAUGACUCUUUUGAAAUUAAUCCAUUUACUUUAAGAUUCAGAUCUCAGCAGGUCGAAAAAGAGUUCCAAGUGUAUUCUUCUCAUAACUCAAAUAAUAUCAGAGCUCUGCUUGUCUUUGUGUUUAUUUCCUAUCUGAUUUCUUGCAUAUAUGAAUACUUCGACGUUGACCAUUCUGAUGCUUAUUUAAUUUAUCUUACAAUUACCCUUAGCUCUUAUUUGAUUUUUGUAUCGAUUUCGUUGACUCAUUUAUUUCCGAUGUAUUGUAAGGAAUUAAUAUUGACGACCCUUGUGGGUUAGUCUAAACAAAGAAUUAUUUUUCAACUCCCUCCAAAAAUCUAUAAAAAUGAUUGUAAUUUUUAAAAAAAAUAUAAACAUUUAUUUUAGAAAUUUUUCAAAAGUCGGUUGAAAAAGUAAACGAUGUUUGAAAGCAUCAAAAACAGAGGAAAAAUUACAUAUAAAAUUCUAUAUUCUAUCUAGACUAAGCAAAUUUAAGCAGAGAGUUCAAGAUAGGAUUUUAUAAUAAACAGUAAAUAUUGUAUACUAACAAAUAGCAAACAAUAUCGACUAAAUGAAUUUAAGAGUGACAUGAUUCCUUAAAGCCUCAUUUUUAAGCUUUCUGAGAGGGUAAUGUUUUAUUUUGUAGAAUCCUUUCAAACCAAAAAUUGACUCAUCCAAGUAUGAAAAUUAGAAGCGUUUGCAUAGAAUAUAGCGAGCAGAAAGUAACUUUAUAAUAAGGAUUAUCCAUAUCGAUAAUUCCUUCUAUAUCAUAUAUACAUAAAAAUUAUUUAAUUUGUGAAAAUCUAUUACACACAUAAAUUUGGAGAUAAACCAUCAUGAUAGAAAGCAUCUUUGAUCAAUAAAAUAAUGCUCUGGAUAUCUGAUAAUUCCCAUAUAAUAGAUAAUUGCAAUAUUUUUAUAAAUUUCAUUAUGGAAAAAUUUUUCAAUGCAGAACUUGAGCAGAUUAAAUGGCAUUAAAACAGCUUUUGUAUGUAUGAAUAUAGAUAUAUGAACAAAUAGUUUCUGUCGUUUCCACUCUUCAUACCAAUAAAAUCAUUUUGAAAAUUACAGUCAUUUUAUAGGUUUCGGAUUGAAAAAGUGCACUUUUUUUAACCUGACUUACCCUUGUAUUUAAUAUUGGCAUUAUUUACGUAAAUGCUUUUGCGUUCCAUAAGUAUCAAAUGACUAUUUAUUUAUACUGGUCACCUAUAUAUCUGCUUGGGGCAAGUGGAGGAAUUUGAAUAGAAAUGACUACCAUUUGCUUGAUCAGCUGGGGGUGCUUAUUCGGGCUUGUUUUGUCAGAUAACUGCACUUUAUAUUCAGGCUCUGACAAUCGAGCCAUUUUUGCAAUAGAAACAAUUUCUAUUUAUUUAGCAAUGUGUAUAAUCUCAGCUAUACGAGGCUACUCCGCUUCAAAAACCAAAAGAAUCCGAUGGACACUCAUCAAAAAAGUUGAAGGCGAAAUAGAAAAAUCUGAACAGGUUUUAAGCUUUGUCCUGCCUGCAUUCGUAAGGAAAAGGGUAAAAGAUGGGAUCAGAUACAUUACUGAGGACCAAGGGGUGGUAUCUGUGCUUUUUUGUGAUAUAGACGACUUUGAAAAUAUCAUCACAAACUACCCGAGCAGCGAAACUGCCCAGUUUCUUGAUGAGGUUUAUAAAAAAUUCGAUACCAUUUGUGAACAAACUGGCGUCACCAAAAUAGAAACCGUAGGAAACGUGUAUAUGGCCUGUGCAGGCCUUAAAGAUAGCGAGGCAGAGCUUCCUUCGUAUUUUCGAAACAUAUCUCACGCAAGACGUACAAUAGAAAUGGGAUUAAAAAUUCUCAGUACAGUAGAAAAAAUUUAUCUGGGCAAAGGAGAGCCGCUAAGAGUAAACAUCGGGAUUCACACAGGGCCAGUGACAGCUGGGGUUGUCGGCUACCACAAGCCUCAGUUUUCGCUUGUGGGGGAUACAGUCAAUACUGCAAGCAGAAUGGCUUCGACAUUAAAAGACCCAAGCAUGAUUCAAAUUUCAGAAAGCACCCUGAAGGACCUUGACGAUAAGUCAGGGUUGAAUUUUAUUAAGCAAUCUGUGGAUAUCAAAGGAAAAGGAAACAUGAAUACCAUUCUUGUCAGCCUAAAUAAGUCUCCAGAAACCACUACGAGGGAAAACGAGCCUCUGCUGCCCGCAAUUCAUUCAAAUGUAAGCAGUCCUGAGCUGAAAGCGAUCAGAGUCCGAAACAGCUUGCAAAUUGAAAUGAAUGACGCCCCGACUUAUUCUCCAUUAUCGUCAACGAUCUAUACUGAGUGCAAGUCAACUGAUUUUCAAGCGUUUAAUCCUCACAAGCAAGGCCGGAAAUUCAACUUUAUGCAGAUUUGUCCGUUUAAUUACCAUGAAAGUUUGCAAGAUAAAGAGCUGAGGACUCAAAUGUUGAAAAAUUAUUCUUUUACGAUCUUUGGAGGGUUCAUUAUUUGUUGCUGUAUAAACUGGAUCCUAUUUGGGACAAAUCUGGCUGCAAUGCUUGCAAAUAAAGAUGAUUUUUAUAAGCAGCUGGAUUUUGGCACUUAUACGUUUGAGGCGAUAUUUUUUACUAUUCCAUUGGUGGUUAUUAAGAAGCUGUAUAAAAAUAAAUCAUUUGGAGUUAUAUUAGAAAUCACCUGUGUCCAAGCAAUCAUCAUUAUAUUGAUUAUGGAGUUUUGGGACCCUUUUAAAAGUGACCAAAUCUCGGCGAAUGAAUAUUUAUACCUUAUGUAUUUUAUCCUACUUCAAUGCACUGGUCUUUUUUUCAAAAAUUUAGUGAUGGUUUCUUUAUCUUUAGCUGUCUUCUGGAUAAUUGCAAUCAAUCUAAACGGCUCCUCUUACCCAUUUGAGUUAACUGUAUUUGCCAUAUUUUAUACAUUUAUAAUCCAAUUUAUAGCUCAUUACCGUGAAAAAAACCUUAAAAAAUUCUUACAGCCCCUCUUUAAAUUGGAAUAAAAAAUCCUGUUCCAAUUUUUUUUGUUUUAAAUUUUAAAUAAUUUAUUUUUCUCUAUUAAGAAAUUUUAAAAAAUUUAAAUAAUAAAAAUUAAACACAAUAAUUGGAUUUUAAUUUAUUAUUAAAUAAUUAAUUUAUAAAAUUUAAUAGAUUAAGCGUUAAAAUUGUUUAAAUAAUGUUCUACUCGCACUUUUUACGUUAAAUUAGGUCAAAACUAUAUUUAUAUAAAAAUUAAUAUUUUCAUCUAUUAAAUUUUCCUAUCAAGAAACACAUUAUUUUCCAAUUUACAAGAAAUUAAAUUACCAAAAAAUGGGAAAACUUACCUAUAUUUUGUCCAAUUUUAAGGGUGGGCGAGUUAGAAAUAGAAGAAAGCUCCAACAAAGAGCUCGAAAAAAUUGAAGCUUUACUGACCCAAAUGAUGCCAUCUCAUGUAUUUGAAAACCUUCGCGAAGAAAAAGCUACAGCAGACACAUUCUCCAAUGUAACUAUUUUAUAUGCAGACAUCGUCGGCUUUACAGCUUGGUCUUCCAAUAAAGACUCCAAAGAAGUUGUAGGCAUGCUAUCUGAGUUUUUUACUAGAUUUGACAAACUAUGUGUAGAGAACAACAUCUAUAAAGUCCACACCAUUGGAGACUGCUACGUCGCAAUGAGUUUAAAUGGGAUUGAUUUCGAAAGAAAUCCUUCCCAAGAGUGCUUAAACGUCAUAAAUUUCGCCCAGUCUUUACUUGAUACUAUUGAUAUGGUAAAUACCGAGCUCAUGCUGAAUUUGUCAAUGAGGAUUGGGAUUCAUACAGGCAGCAUUAUUGGAGGAAUUGCUGGUGCCACAAUAGUGAGAUAUGACAUAUAUGGAGCUGAUGUGCUUAUUGCGAAUAAAAUGGAAAGCAAUGGGGUUCCUGGAUCUAUUGCAGUGAGCGAAGACACGAUGACUUUAAUUGAAAGCUACAAGCCUGGGAUGUUUGACUUUGAAUUCCAUAAAGAAGUAGCUAUUCCUUCUAUCAAUAGGACAAUAAAUGCAUAUAUUUUGCAAGCAAAUGUGAAAUAA
Molecule: messenger RNA, 8056 nt
Organism: Blepharisma stoltei
Lineage: Eukaryota; Ciliophora; Heterotrichea; Heterotrichida; Blepharismidae
Source: the annotation of a GenBank genome assembly